AUGUUUCUCUUCAUGGAAGAAACGAUGUACUUCCGCGGAGCCUCACUCGAAAGCCAAACAGUUACCGAUACCGAACGCCAGGACUUAGGGACGUCCAAAGCCGACGGUAAAACAUAUGAAGGAUCACCAAGAAACUCCCUGCCAUCUUCCCCAUCGGUCAUCUACGAGGACAUCAACUCUGGUUGGGGGAAGUACACUUGGUUCAAGGUUAUGACAGGUCGACCCAGUAACACGGACAUGCUACGAAUGGUCUACCGGCCUGUCCUUAUGAUCUUCAAGUUCCCAACAGUUGCUUGGGCUGGAUUUCUCUAUGGGAUCAAUCUUGCUUGGUACAACGUCCUGAAUGGAACUGCGAGCCCCGUCCUGUCAAGCAAUCCCUACAAUUGGAAUGCAGCACUAGUUGGUUGCGUAUAUGCAGGGCCGAUCAUUGGAGCUGCCGUUGCUUGUCUCUGGGUUGGAAAGGCAGCAGACUGGAUCGCCUUGUGGCUAGCGCGACGCAACGGGGGUAUCAGGGAGCCCGAGCAACGUCUCUGGGUGCUGCUUCUCUCAGGGAUCAUCUCAUCGGCUGGUCUUAUCACAUGGGGUGUUGGUGCAUACUACCACGUCCACUGGAUCGGCCUGGUGUUUGGUCUAGUUGGAUGUGUUGCUGGAGGUGCGAUUUCUGUCAGCUACAACGUCGAUUGCUUCAAGGAGAUCGCUGGUGAAACCACUGUCUCUAUCAUGUUGAUUCGCAACACCAUUGGCUUUGGCUUCAGCUAUGCUAUCACGCCAUGGUGGACAACCCAGGGAUUGAAGAAUUGCUUCAUCACAGCAGCUAUGAUUUCACUUGCGUGCACACUUACUUUUCUCGUCAUGAUCGUUUAUGGGAAGCGAAUUCGACGAUGGUCCAUACCAUCCUACCGGAAAUACAUGGCUAGCAUGGCCGUUUCGCACGAAUGA
Fusarium musae is the source of this 939-nucleotide messenger RNA. RefSeq lists its product as uncharacterized. Bases 1 to 939 code for a protein of 312 amino acids. The transcript has 2 exons. Gene Ontology annotation, molecular function: transmembrane transporter activity. Lineage: Eukaryota; Fungi; Ascomycota; Sordariomycetes; Hypocreales; Nectriaceae. Gene Ontology annotation, biological process: transmembrane transport. The record is from RefSeq and is a predicted model, not a curated record.